AGUAAAAAUAAACACCCAGUUGGAACUCAGGAAUGUGAAAAUCACGAAAGGAAUCGCCCAGCCAAACAUUAUCAGAUAUAGACACUCACCUUCACUACCCACCGCCACCCAUCUCUCUUUCUCUAGACAUCUCUCCUCCGCCCAACAUCAUCAUCUCUCCUCUUCUCUCGUCCUUUCUCUCUCUCUCUCUCUCUCUCUCUCUCUCUUCCUCUGUCGGACACACUUUCGUCCACUUGAUUUGAAGAUCAACCAGCAGCCCCUAAAAGGAUACUGGUGCUUUUUGCAAUCUUUCAUCUCAUUCAUGGCUGUUUUAGCAUAUCUGGUGCUUUUUUUGGCCCUCACUGGUCAUUCAAGUGCUACUUAUUGCAUGUGCAGAGAUGGGAUGAAUCAACAAGACCUUCAAAAGGCGUUGGAUUAUGCUUGUGGAGCUGGAGCUGACUGUACUCCGAUCCUUCAAAACGGUGGCUGUUAUCAACCUAACACCGUAAAGAAUCACUGCGACUGGGCUGUGAACAGCUAUUUCCAAAAGAAGAGUCAAGCUCAAGGGAGCUGUGAUUUCUCAGGCACUGCCACCACUUCUUUGACUGCCCCAACUGGAGCGUCUUCUACCUGUGUUUUUCCUUCAAGUUCCAGCCAAGCAGGAACAAGCACUACAACGACGCCAUCAACAACGACGCCAUCAACAACUCCGACAACCACAAGUCCAACUACAAGCACGACGCCCACAACCACAACUCCCUCGACCACUACACCCACUACUACUACGACCACAGGCACCACCCCUCCCACGGUCUACGGCGCAGGAAUCAGCCCCACAGGGAGUGGCACCACCAGCUACAAUGACAGUGAAGCCGUGCCUCUCAACAGAGGCAUUACCCUUUUCUUCUUCUCCCUUGCACUGACGUUCUGCUCAGUAGUGCUGGGGGGCUGGAGGUGAGAAAAAGAAGUGUCACGGGGGGGAGGUCAUGAUCUGUGGAUUAGAAAUGUCCACUACUGCAGGCGAGAGAUGGAUGAUGAAGUGGGUCCUCUCCUAUGUCAAAAGGGCUAGGGUAUUUGAUUCCUUUUUCUGCUGUUGAGGCUUGAGGGUAGAAGUGUAGAACCUGAUCUUCUUCUUUUUGGUUUUGUCCCUUUUGUAUCUAGAAAGUAGUAGUAUUUUAAAAAUAAAAAUUAUUGGAGCUUUAUUUUA
Messenger RNA from Carya illinoinensis, 1186 nucleotides. RefSeq names its product PLASMODESMATA CALLOSE-BINDING PROTEIN 3-like. The transcript has 4 exons. Bases 302 to 937 code for a protein of 211 amino acids. Lineage: Eukaryota; Viridiplantae; Streptophyta; Magnoliopsida; Fagales; Juglandaceae. The record is from RefSeq and is a predicted model, not a curated record.